Molecule: messenger RNA, 2737 nt
Organism: Paramisgurnus dabryanus
Lineage: Eukaryota; Metazoa; Chordata; Actinopteri; Cypriniformes; Cobitidae
Gene: lmod1a
Product: leiomodin 1a (smooth muscle)
Biological process (GO): myofibril assembly; muscle contraction; actin filament organization
Cellular component (GO): myofibril; cytoskeleton; striated muscle thin filament
Molecular function (GO): tropomyosin binding
Source: RefSeq, a predicted model, not a curated record
CAGAGCUUUGAGCGCGAGAUCCUCCUCAGCACUUUUGUCAUGAAUUAAAGUUAAUCGGACACGCUUUGUCUGAGUCUGCUGGAUUUUGCCAAACAUAUAAGUAACUUAACUUUUAGCCAACUAACAGUUAAUAUGUCUAAAAGAAAACCUCUUGCGCCCUCGGAGCGGCAGGGAAGCGAUGACUCGGACACGGAGCUGCUGCUCGCGACCCUCUCACCGGAGGAGGUGGAAGAGCUCGAGCGGGAGCUGGUGUUCAUCGACCCGGACCCAGAUGUACCGGUGGGACUCCGACAGCGGAACCAGACGGAGAAACUGCCGUCCAGAGGAUAUGACAGAGAGGCCAUGCUGGACUACUGCGAACGGCAGACCAAGAGAUUAAUCCGCAGAGAGCUCAGCGCAGAGGGAGAGUCAAAAGGGGAGGGCAGGAGGAGAGAUCGACUCCGCAGGAUGAGGAGCAGGGAGUUUUCCAGGUCACAGAGUGGCGACCCUCCAGACACAGAGAGCAGAAACGCUGCGAGUGAAGCACCUCCUGAAAACAAUGAACAGGAGACAGCUAAGAAACGAGAUGAUGUCUCCAAAGAUUCUUCUGAUAAAGAGGAAAUAAAAACAGAGAAAAAAGAUGAAGGUGGAACAGAAUUGAAAGAGAGGGAACAUUCUAGAAAAGAAAGGGGAACUUCCAAGACUCUGGAGCUUAUUUCCAAACUGCAGGAUAAAAAAGAGGAUAAGAGAGAAUGCGAAAAAAGAGAAGAGAGAAAAGUAAGUGAGAACUCAAAAAUACGAGGCUUCAUCUCCAAACUCCAGGAUAAAGACAAUGAGAACCUUAAAGAAAAGAGCAACAAGGAAGAUAUCAAGAAAAGCAGAACCAAAGUCCUGGAGGAACAGAAGAACAGCAGAGCAAGAGACAGUAUGAACCAAAAUCAAACAGAGGAAAUUAAAAGCAAAAUGAAGGAGAAAGAACAUGAUGCAAAAAAUGAGUUAUCACGAGCACAGAAAGAGAGAGAAACAAAGAAAGAAAAUAAGCUUGACAAAACAAAAAAACAUACCGAACAGAUGAUAUCACCCAAUUUCAGCCAUAAUGUCUCAGAGACCAUUGAUGGUAGUAAAGACUGUUCAGUUACCACAGAGGAUGAAGAUUCUUUCAACGAACAUGAUUCUUUGGACAGCGACACUGGCUCCAGUAUGUUUGAUGACCUUCUGGAGCAAGUUCGCAGCGAUGACCCCGAACUAACCGAGAUCAAUGUUAACAAUUCAGAUGCCAUAAAGAAAGACACCCUAAUGCAGUUUGCAGAAGGUCUCCGUAGCAACACCCACGUUAAAACUUUCUCCCUCGCCAACACAAGGGCGGACGAUCACGUCGCGUUCGCCAUUGCUGGAACCCUGCGGGAAAAUGCCACCCUGACGGGCAUUAACCUUGACUCCAACCAUUUAACAGGCAAAGGCAUCUUGGCCAUUAUCAACUCUCUCCAGCACAACCGAGCGCUCAUGGAGCUGAGAUUUCAUAACCAGAGACACAUCUGCGGAGGGAAGACAGAAAUGGAGAUGACUAAAGUCUUACGUGACAACUCUUCUCUGCUGAAAUUGGGCUAUCACUUUGAACUGGCCGGGCCCAGGAUGACAAUGACCAACAUUUUGAGCCGAAACAUGGACAGGAAGCGGCAACAACGGCUGGAAGCGCAGAAACUCUCCAGAGAGGAGACUAACUCCACCCGUAUAACCCCAAGUGAAAAUGCGAUGAACGUAUCUAACCCUAAUAAGCCAAAAGACUCAUCAUUCUCCCACACUGAGAAGAAAACAUACAAAUUUGCUGCAAUGUCCAAAUUUACCUCUCAGGAAACUCUAAAGGCCUUGACCGCCAAACCACAACCUAGAUUUACCUGCUCUGAAGUGACAGGAAAGACAGAAGGGGCAACAGGAAGUAGACACGUUCCUCCUCCUCCCCCUCCUCCUGGUCCAGCGUUAGAUGUUCAGGCUUUGAGAAGAUCAUUGAACCCAAUCUCUCAGAGAAAGCAGGACAGCAGUGCAGGUGUCCGUCAAACAGAGAGGAACUCCAGAGAUCAGCUCCUCACCUCUAUCAGAAACUGUGGCAUGAACGCACUAAAAAAGGUUGAGAUCCCUAAGCGGUUAAGAUAGCAUGAAGUAUAUAUGGUGCACAUUCCUUCAGAUUCCCCAGAAACCUCAGAAGACAGACCAUUGUUUUGCAAAUACCUGAUGUCUAAACAUGGGGACACAGCAUUUUACACUUUGCCUUAUGGGUGUGAUUUUCCAUAGACUGAUAGACAAUCAUCAUUGAAGAUGUGAGGCACCUGUUGCAGUUAAAGGACACUGAAAGACUGACGUAUCAAAUUAGUUUAAUGAGUUCUUUGAAUUUCAUGUCUUGGCCAUUUGCGUUGAGCAGCUAUUAAUUAAAUGUGCCUGACAGAGUUUAGUGCCCUCAUCAACCAGGGCUCAAAUAACGCAUAUCAUUUUUUGGUUCAUGUUUUCACUUGCCAUGCCAAAAUUUUCACUGGCCCCAAUAAAAAAAUGUCAGUGUCACAUAUUUAAAAAUAAUAAUUCAAAAGUCAAAUAUAGUUGUAUACAUAUACAACAGACAUAUACUCCCAACUUUUCUGCUUUACCUGUAAACUGACAGCAAACUUCGCAAAAUAUUGCAUUGUUUCUUUUGUCGUGUUUUACCCAUUUCUGCUUCCAAGAUGUUAAGUAAUAUACAUUGAUGAAAAUAUAUUUUUGUGACUGAAGG